AUGGCGCCUUCUUCUACUGCUUAUCUUCACAUGGUAUUAGAGCGAUAUGCUCCUGGCCUGUGGGCCCCACCUCACUGCUUCCGCUGCUACUGCUACUCCCUGUCCGCCGCGCGCCCCGUGGUGCGCGGCGUCGAAAUUAGGGUUUUUCAGCCCGCCGUGCGCCCCGAGGCGCGCGGCGGUUUUCUGCCCGCCGUGCGCCCCGAGGCGCGCGGCGGUUUUCUGCCCGCCGUGCGCCCCGAGGCGCGCGACGUGUUUCUGCCCCGUCACUCGGCGCGUCGCCCCCAGGAGGCGCUACGACGGGCGACGGGGACCCGCGCGUCGCCCCCCGUCGCCCGUCGUGGCCUGCGCGCGGCCCGUACAACCGGCGCGCGGCCCGUACGGGCUGCGCCAGGCCUGCGCGCGGCCCGUACGGGCUGCGCCAGGCCCGCGCGCGGCUCGGGCCGCCUGCGCGCGGUUCGGGAGGCUGUGCCAGGCCCGUGGGCGGCCCGUUCUUCGCUGCCCCUGUCCUCCCCGCUGUCCCCCGUGCUUCUGAAGGCGCCCCACCCCUCCUUCUGCCCGUUCUCCUGGAUUAGGGUUUGGGGGUGGGGGGUAUGGGGGUGCAGCUUCUGUGUGCCGUUCCCUGCUCCUCCUCCUCCUCCGUCUCCCUGUGCUGCAGCUGCCGCUGAGGGGGGGUGGACCUCUUCAGCCGUCGCCUCCUAUCUCCUCUCCUCUCACUGUCCCUCCUCCUCCUCACUUGCCCGUUGUGACUACCACUAG
Messenger RNA from Closterium sp. Naga37s-1, 756 nucleotides. The record is from the annotation of a GenBank genome assembly. NCBI's taxonomy places the organism in Eukaryota, Viridiplantae, Streptophyta, Zygnematophyceae, Desmidiales, Closteriaceae.